This is a messenger RNA of Pipistrellus kuhlii (Kuhl's pipistrelle), 3908 nucleotides long. RefSeq names its product TATA-box binding protein associated factor 4b (gene TAF4B). Gene Ontology annotation, molecular function: protein heterodimerization activity; DNA binding; RNA polymerase II general transcription initiation factor activity. The record is from RefSeq and is a predicted model, not a curated record. The transcript has 15 exons. Gene Ontology annotation, biological process: DNA-templated transcription; transcription initiation at RNA polymerase II promoter. Gene Ontology annotation, cellular component: transcription factor TFIID complex. The coding region runs from base 16 to 2511 and encodes 831 amino acids. NCBI's taxonomy places the organism in Eukaryota, Metazoa, Chordata, Mammalia, Chiroptera, Vespertilionidae.
GCCGCUGAGCCCGCCAUGCCCGCCGGCCUCCCGCAGCCGGCCGGCCCCGCGCCCCUGGCGGCCGGCGGCUCCCUGGCCGGGGCGCGGCCGGGCCGGGCGGAGGGCGCUUCCGCGGCCCCGGGCGCCGUGGCCAAGGCCGCCGUCCAGGUCCGCGUGGAGCCCGCGGCCGCCCAGCCCCCGCGGCCCCCGGCGGGCACCCUGGCGGCGCCGGUGGCUCCUGUCAGCGCGCUGCCCGCCGCGCAGAUCGUCGCCGUGAAGGCGCCCGCCGCCGCCAUCCAGCUGCCGGCGCACCUCCAGCUGCCGCCAGGAACAGUUUUGAUCAAAAGUAACAGUGGUCAGUUGAUGUUGGUAUCUCCUCAGCAACCUGUAACAAGAGCCGAGACUACAAGUACCAUAAUUUCAAGGCCGGCUCUACCAGCGAAUCCUCAAACAGUCAAAAUCUGUGCAAUGCCGAAUUCUAACUCACAGUUAAUCAAGAAAGUGGCCGUGGCACCUGCUAAACAACUGGCACAAAUGGGAGCUACCGUGGUAACCACAGUUACAAAGCCUUCCUUGGUACAGACUGUGGCGGUGCCAUCCAGUGUUGUCACAGUCACUCCCGUGAAGUCGUCGAAUACUGUAACCACCCUAAAGUCUUCAAGUUUGGGAGCAGCACACGCCCUUUCUAGUGAGCCCAUCCCCAAUGCAGGGAGCUCCGCAGCUGCUCAGACCAGUCUUACUCCAGCGAUGCUAGAGAAUGUGAAGAAAUGUAAGAACUUCCUUGCGAUGUUAAUAAAACUAGCGUGUAGUGGAUCACAGUCCCCAGAAAUGGGGCAGAAUGUCAAGAAGCUGGUGGAACAACUUUUGGAUGCAAAAAUCGAAGCGGAGGAAUUUACCAGACAACUGUAUGUUGAACUCAAGUCUUCACCCCAGCCUCACCUAGUCCCCUUCCUUAAGAAAAGUGUGAGUGCCUUGCGACAGCUCCUGCCCAGCUCCCAGAGCUUCAUCCAGCAGUGUGUGCAGCAGCCCUCCGGGGAGGCCUGCGCCGCCGCCUGCACCGCACCGGCCACCGCUGUGGUGACAGCGACAGACUCCUCUGUCCCGGCCGAAAAGGCCCUCGGCGUUUCUGGAGCAGCCACACCCAGGACGGUGUCAGUACAGAGCCUGAAUUCCUUGGUUGGCCCAGCGGGAGCCAAAGCUGGAGUUGUGACGGUUCAUUCUGUGGGUCCAGCUGCUGCCCCUCCUGUCGUGCUGCCGACUCCAAAGCCGCUUGUGGCGACUGCACAGAACGCAGUGACCGCCGUCUCGCUUCCACCUGAAAAGCCUGUGGUCUGCGGAGCUGGCGUGACGCUGGCCCUCCCGCCAGUAACUGUGGGAGAACCUUCACCCGCUCUUUGUCUUCCGUCGGUGUCUGUGAAAACGGUCGUUACUUCUGCGGGGACCUCCUCUGAGAAGCCUGUCGUUAGCGCUCCAGUCCAGAUCACACUCGCACCGCCAGGACCCAUCCUUCCCCAAUCGGCUGCUCUCCCACAGGCAGUGAAAGUCAAGCAGCUAGUCGUCCAGCAGCCGGCAGGGGGCCUUACACAACAAGUGGGCGCACCUCUCCCUUCCUCAGCACUGACCCUUCAGAAGAAGAUGCCAGUGACCACUGCAGUAGCUUCCGCUUCCAUUCUAAAACAAACUACCCUGCCAGGAAAUAAAAUCCUGUCUCUUCAAGUAUCUUCUAUUCAGAAAGAUAAAAGGAAGGAGAAUGGAGCGACGUCCUUGAGAGAUGAAGAUGACAUCAAUGAUGUGACUUUCAUGGCUGGGGUCAACCUCAAUGAGGAAAACGCCUGCAUCUUAGCAACAAAUUCUGAUCUGGUUGGCACACUCAUUCAGUCGUGUAAAGAUGAGCCAUUCCUCUUCGUUGGAGCUCUACAGAAGAGGAUUUUAGACAUUGGUAAAAAGCAUGACGUUACGGAGCUGAGCUCUGAGGCCGUGAAUUUGAUCUCCCAUGCAACACAGGAGCGGCUGCGAGGCCUUCUGGAGAAGCUGACCACUAUUGCUCGGCACCGGAUGAUGGCCUACAAGACGAGUGACAGUUACAUCCUGUCCAGUGAUACCCGGUCACAGCUCAAAUUCCUCGAGAAGCUGGAUCAGCUGGAGAAGCAGAGGAAGGACUUGGAGGAAAGAGAGAUGUUGCUGAAGGCCGCCAAGAGCCGUUCCAAUAAAGAAGAUCCAGAGCAGCUGAGGCUGAAGCAGAAAGCCAAGGAGCUGCAGCAGAUGGAGCUCGCACAGAUCCAGCAGCGAGACGCCAACCUCACCGCCCUGGCUGCCAUCGGGCCGAGGAGGAAGAGGCCGCUGGAGGCUGCGCCGGGGAGCGAGGGCUUGAAGGACAAACCUCUGGCUCCCGGGACCUGCGGCCUGGCAGGCAGCAGGCAGCUGCCCCGCCCGCGGGCCACGCGGGUCUGCCUGCGGGACCUGGUGUUCUGCAUGGAGCAGGAGCGGGACAUGAAGCACUCGCGCGCCCUCUACCUCGCGCUUCUCAAGUGAGGCCUCCUCCCGCCGAGGGCGAAGGCUCGGCCCGGAACUCCCUGUGGGGCUCAGCACCGGGCCCUUGUUUACAGUCAGGAACUUCCGUUACUUACGUGCACCUGGGAACCGGCCGUGACGGUCACACAGGCGCAGGCAUGCUCCUGUGCGGGGACCGCUGGGCAGAGCCCUGCCCUCGGCUGUGCUCGCCGCACUGCCAGCCGGGCGGGCUCUCCCGGCGUCCCAGCACCGCUGGCGGGGUGCCGGGCGGGGCCGCUGGCGGUGUCUCCCCAGGGCUCUGUGGAACCCGUUGCUUAGCCGCCUCCUGAUGCUGAAGGUGACCAGCCACAGGGGUAGGCCGUGCCACUGGCCGCUGAGUCCCGUGUCAGACGGGGCCCGGUGGGACCUAGGGGACCGUGUGCUGAGCUGCUGUCCUCCGUUCACAUGAUGCGGCUGCGGCCACAGGAGGCCAGCUCGCUGGGGAAAGCUGACGGUGUAGCUGCUGACAUACCUCACUGCAGACGGAGAAGGCGGAGCGGACCAGGGCUGAAGGCCCGGCCACACUGAGCAGGGAGGAGGAAGAGGAGCAGAAGCCAGAAGUGGCCGCCUGUGCCUGCGGCAGGGCAGGGCAGGGCAGGGGGCGAGUCGGGCCCAGAGCUCAGGCCGUGUUUUGUUGACAGAAAACAGCCAGCCUGAGCAAAGGGUAUGUUCGCAAUGUUCGAAUCUGCAGUCUCCAAAACCAAGUUCUCUGUUCUGUGAUCGCUUUAACCUCAAGGACAGUUUUGUAAACUCUUUUAGUUGCCCUGUGUUUUAGGCACCUUGUUGCAUUAAAGAAAUCCUAAUUGCUGACGUAAAGGUUUUAACAGGACUCUGGGGGGGCUCUAGACCCAGUGCAGGGCUGGCAGCUCUUGGGCUCGGCUCCACGUGCAGCUGAGAAGCAUGUUCUAGGCUCGCCCACGAGGCUGAUUUCACUUAAGCAGACCCUGCUUUGUUUUGCUGUUUUGUUUUAAAUGCCACCGUGUGGCUGCUGACAAAUGGUCGCUGUAAUCAGUCACAGGGGGAGAGUACACUCCAAGAAAGUCCCACAGAAGUGGGCCAGCGCUGCCUCUAACCCAGAGGACUCAGGGGAAAGCCCUCCAGUGGGGCCUCCGCCCUCCUCCGGGGAUUGUCACGGCCACACCGCUCAGGCGAGCCUCAGAGUGGCCCGUCUUUCGUUCCAGAAGUUACUGUGGACGUGCUAUAAACUAUGUAUAUGUUAAGAGUACUUUACGAAGAGAUCUAUACCUAAAUUUUUUUUGUAUAUUUAAAUGCUUAACUUUAUUUUUUUGUGGCAUAUUCUCAUAUUUGUGUAUAAUCUUAUUGAUCAGAUGUUUGAAAUUAUUUCAAAUACUUCAUUAAAAUAAUUAUUUUAUUAGAAG